UCUGAGAAGUGUAUUUAUUUACUACUCUCGAAUUUUAAGUCAUAUGUUGAACUCACGUAAAAUCUGAAGUGUCCUGUGUGGUAUUAAUUUUUUUCAGUGAUCACUUAGAAGACGAGAUGUGUUUUAGAUAACAGUAAAAGUAGUAAUAUACAUUUUACAUUUGAUAACUGGGAAAAUACUACAUUCCUUUCUCUUAAUACCCAUUUGUUAUUGGUUCAAGUAUAGCCACCGGCACUAAAUUCUGAUUGGCUGAAAGCAUGGUGGAGAGCAAAAAGUCAGAUGAUUGUACGAUGACGUCACUGGACGUGUAAUUCCUAUGUUAAUGAGGUAUUCAAGAUGGAGUUCUUUAAUAUAGUCUAGCUAAUGUCGAGGAGAAAGCAUUUAAGUCAGUUUUGGAUUAUCUGUGCAAAAGAUGCCGAAAAGACGAAAUGGAGAAAUUCCUCUUCCAGACGGAUGGGAUGUGGGUCAAGAUUUUGAUGGAAAAAUUUAUUUUAUAGAUCAUAUAAAUAAGAAAACAACAUGGAUUGAUCCUCGCGACAGGUAUACCAAACCUCAGACAUUUGCUGACUGUGUAGGUGAUGAGCUACCUUUUGGCUGGGAAGAAUGCUAUGACAAUCAAAUUGGUGUAUAUUACAUUGAUCACAUUAAUCAAUCCAAUCAAAUUGAAGAUCCUCGACAACAAUGGAGGCAGCUUCAGGAAGCUAUGCUAAAGGACUACUUGCUUACUGCUCAAGAAGAUUUAGCUGCCAAAAAAGAAAUUUUUGAUAUAAAGCAACAGCGAUUGUCUCUUGCUCAAGAUGAAUAUCAUCAUUUGACUGCAGCUCUUCAGGGUCUGAGCUCAUGUCCAUCAAAUAUGAGUCUCUGUUCAUCUGGAUCUGCUGCAUCAUCUACUAGCAGCUGCACAACUAAAUUCGAUCCUGAUCUUCUAAAAGCUGAUGUUGCAUUAGCCAAAGAUAGAGUAGCAAGGCUUAAAAGAGAAUUGGAACAAAUUCGUACUGAGAUGUAUUAUAAAGAGCAAGGUUUGGAAGCAUUAUCACAGGUGGAUCAGCAAUUUUCUGGGCAGACAACUAGUUAUACUUUGGCUGAGGCACAAGCAAUUAUGGAAGAACUGCGAAACAUACAAAAAUCGCUCAGUAGUGGGGAAAAAGAGAAAGCUGAAUUAAUGCAGAGCUUAUCAAGGUUGAAAGACGACCUUUCACGAUUACAACCAUCAUCACCUGAUGCUUCAUCUAUGAAUAUUCCUCUAGAAAAAUUUAGCACAGCUUCUCAGACUGAUUUGUCAGGCGAGUUUGCUCCGAUUGGUGCUAGAUUGGCUGAAAUGGCAAGAAUGAGGUUACAGUAUGAUGAAGCAAGAAAGGAAGUGCAUAGAAUUCAACAAGAUCUGACAGAUCUUGAAGAAAAAAUGUCUCCAGGGCAAUCAGAAUCUGAUAAAGACAGGCUGCUCCUCAUUCAAGAAAAAGAGCAGCUCCUACGAGAGUUGCGUAGCAUCAACCUGAAGGGUCGAGGUGAAUCUGAGAUAAAUGCAAUUCAAGGAGAAAUUUGUAAACUAGAACAAGAACUUGAUAAUGCUAUGGAGAUGUCGAACAGAGCAAUAGCUGAUAGAUUGAAACUUCACGAACAAAAGAAUUUAUUGUUGUUGCAACUUAGAGAUUCAAUGCGAGUAACCAUGUCUUUAGAGUCUCAGUUAAAAAGUCUUUCUGCUAGCACAUUGUCUGUGUCCUCCAGUAGUUCUCUUGGAUCUUUGAGUACUGGAUCAUUAUCAGCAAGCAGUAAGGGUUCUUUAAGCAGUUUAAGUUUCACAGAUAUAUAUGGUCUUCCUCAGUGUUCAGUUGACCCUACUCUUCAGGACUUGCAUAAACGUGUAGGCCAUUUGAUUCAAGGCAAUUCACAAGUCAAUGCACCUACUAGUUUUGAAGAUCCUGCCACUACAUCCCUUUCAGUUGGUCAUAGUGUUCCAUCUCUAUCGCCACGUUCAUCAUUAUCUUCCAUCUCUCCACCAGUUUCACCAUAUGAAUAUGGCCCUCCUCCUAGUUAUGAACAGACUCAUCUAGAACGCCUACAAAGGCAGCUGCCAUCAAGCAUAGAGGAACAGUUAUCUGAUUUGAAACUUUCUCCUUGUGCUGCAGAAUGUUUAAGAACUGAACAAAAUGUGUUUAAUGAUCAAAAGCUGCGUUCAAGUGGUAUGUUUCUUGUAGGUGAGCAGAAUAUAAAUUUGAGAAGUUAUGGAGAAUCAUCAAAUGAAACUCAUAGCAAUCCACCUUUAAGUCCAAUUUGUGAAUUAGGAAGCGAUGAUCUUCAACCUUGUACAUACCCUAGUUCUAAUAACAAAAGUGUUUCUGCUGCUGUUAGUGAUGAAUCUGUGGCUGGAGAUAGCGGUGUGUUUGAAGCAUCAAAUAAAAGACUUGCUGAGGAUCGCUUUGGUCUCAGUGAAUUGAAUUUAGAAACAGCCCAAGUACAAGUUAAAUUAAGAUAUUCAAUAGAAGAUGGCCUUCUUCAUGUGGGUAUUGAAAGAGCCCGCAAUUUAACUGCUUUAUCUGUUCCCGAGUAUUAUAAAGUUUGCAUCAAAGUUGCAUUGUUACCAAUAUCUUCUGAUGAAUUGGGCACCUUUACUACAAGUCCUUUAGAAAAUUUAAACAAACCAACUAUUGGAGAAACUUUUAGAUUUAAUGUCCCUCUUAGCAAAUUAUGCACCAAAACACUGCAGGUAAACAUAUGGUCUGUUGGAAGCAACACUGAAGAAGAAUGUUUGGGCAGUUCCCAAGUUAGUCUUGCUGAUUUUUGUCCAGAAAGUACUGUGACAAAAUGGUACAAUGUGCUUAGCUUUCGUUUUAUGCAGCCAGAUCCUCUCCCUGAGAAAUGCCAUAAGAGAAAGGACAAUGAUGUUCGCUCAGAUGUAGCAGAGCAAUUGCAUACAAAAACCUUUGUGUUUAAAGAGGAAAGCAGUGACGAAUCUACCAUUAUAUCAUCUCAAACAUCUACUUUAACUAGAAAUCAAGGAUCUGAAAUGGUAGAAUGUGGAAUAAUUGGAGAUGAUGAUCUUGAAAGUGGAGAUGAUGAUGAUGAUGAGGAUGAUGAUGAUGAAGAUGAUGAAAAUGAAGCAGGUGCAAUUGAAGAUCUACAAACCUGUAUAGACUGUGAAGCAGAGCGCUUAGCAACUGAGGUCACAACUGCAUCCUGUGUAGAGCUAUGUGACAAAGAAACAAAUACAGAAUGUGUUUUCUUACCAGAGAAGGCGCUAAAGAAACGAUCAGAUGAAGCCACGAAAAGUGCAGCUAUUAAAAGAUCACAAACAUUUUCUCCUAGUGCAGCUGUUAAUAAACAUCAGUAUAUAUGUAGACUGAAUCGGAGCGACAGCGAUAGUUCUAUGCCUUUGUAUCGCAGAGGAGGACCUUUUCAAAGAAAUUCUCUUGAAAGGAGAAGUUUGAGAUGGAAAAAGCCUCCUGUGGCUUGUUCAAAGCACAGAACAUCUAAUUAUGUUAAGUCCAACACCGUUAGAACGUCUUUAGACCUUGCUUUAGACUUACAAGCAUUUCAGAGACGUCUCAGUCAGCAACAAGAAGAAAUAAAUAGAUUGAAAGAACUGAAACGACGCCUGGAGGAGUCAAAAACUAAAGGUGACUGUGAUGUACCUCAGUGGGUAUCAGAAAAUGAGAGUCUACAGCAGAUUUUAGCUGGUGUGAGUAAGGGAGUUACAAAACCCAAUUCAGAAGAUAAAAAGAUUGAAAAGUUAUUGAAGAAAACAUCUAGAGAAAUCUAUAAACUCCGGAAAAGUCGUAAAAAGCAACCUGAUAUUACUUCUUUUAGAGAAAAAAUGGCUUUCUUUACACGUGUUGAUAUGACAGUACCAUUACUACCUGCUGAGAUCGGUAUAGAAUCAAAUAAUGCAAAGAAAGAACAUGCACAGUUGAGGCCUUCGCAGAGUCAUAGUGGUGAUAAAAACAGCCAAAAGAGGUUUGAGUAUGUUGUUGAUCCAGAGUUAGGAGUUCAGGUUUGAUAUAGAACAGUAUUUUUUACAGUUGUACUUCAAAUUUCUCAGUUUGUAUGGCUACAUUAGAAAGUCUCUUAAGCUUUAGGACUUAUUGAGAAAGCCUGUUUUUAUGCUUCAUCUUAUACUUUUCAUUUGUUCAUGAAUUCAUGAAUAUUGAGUGCCAAGUAACAGAAAACAUUUCUGGUUACUCAUGUUGUUUAGACAUGUACAGUUUAUCAAAAUAGAUGCUGGCUUGUUAAUGUUUAUUAUGGUAUAAAAGUUUAUUAUGUGUUUAAUUCACCCCAGUCAUGCUGAAAUCAGGUUCUUUGUCUAUGCCAAAUGGUCUUUGUUGAGUUGUGUAUAUGUAUUCAUUAGCUUUUAAAAAAUAAUUGAAAAUACUAAGCUUGUGAGAAUGCACAGCAUUUGACAAUCAAAACUCCCAUUUGAAAUGGAACUUCAAAGUUUUAUGUUAUCUAAAAUUCUAUUGAAUUUUUAAUUUCAUUCUGGAGUUUUUCUAAUUGUGUCUUAAAGGACAACAAUAUCAUUGAAUUUUUCAAAAUCCUCAUAUAUUUGAAACGGCUUAUAAAUGCUUUCAUUUAUUGGCUGUUUAUUAUUUGCCAUAUUAUGCUUAUGACUCAAGAAAUGUCUUUCUGUGAUUUAUGUAUUCUACAGUAUAUUAUUGCUUGUGUCUUAAGCUGGUAUUUUAACUUAUUAUUCAGAUGAAAUCAAGUUUGUUGACACUAAGAUUCUUUUUGUCUAAAUGGCAAAAAGUAAAAUUUUGAUUAGAUGUGGUUUAUGAUUUAAGAAAUGAAUUUCUGUGAUUUUAUAUAUUUAUUCUUUAUAUAGCUUAUUAUAUUAGGCUAAUGUGAUUAAGUUAUUAUUCAUACACAAUCAAGUUUCUUUGUAAGAACUUUCAUGCGAUUAAAAAUAUAUGUUAAACAUAUAGGAAAUUUUAAAAUUAUUUUUGCUAUUUGAGAUAUGCAGUCGGAUUUAAGACUGAUCUGUAUUAUCUUUUUUUUAAUACUUUUAUUCUAAAAUGAACCAUUACUUUUGGUAAAUAUUUGUUAACUUUGUUGUUAGUAUCUGUUAAGACAUUUAUAAAAAUAUUAUUUAUAUUUAUUAAUGUAGACUCAUUAAAUGAAUUGCUUGCAAUUUUGACAAAUUUGUAUUCUUCCUAAAUUAAACUGUGGCCCUUUUUUGAAAUCUCCAAUCUGUUUUAACUUCUUAUUUAUUGGUCAUAAAGUAUUAAUAUUACUAUGCAAAGGCAAAAGUCUCAGUAUUUCAGAUAAAAACUAUAUAUAUAUAUAUAUAUAUAUAUAUAUAUAUUUCAAAAUUAUUGUUCAUAUCCGUAACUCAAGUUUCUUUUUGUAAGGAAUAGUGCAAUUAAGUGCUCUUUGAAUUGAAAAGAGCACAUUAUCAACUGCAUGGAGUAACGAUAUUAAGAUUUUGGAUUCAUGUUUUUAAAAAAAUAGCAAAAGAAAUUUCCUGUUGUAGUCGUAAUGAGACCCAUCAUGAUACUUCGCAGGAAAAACAUGCAGAUUAUCUGAUUUGUUUUCUUUUGAAUGACUUAGAAUGUCUGAAACUCGAGUGAAGCAAAUAGUUUCUUUUUGCUUCUUAUUUUUGAUGAUAUGGUAAAUUAAAUUGGGGAAUGCUGAUUUUUUUUUCAAAUUUAAAUCAAAUAUUCACUUGAACAUUAAAUACUCAAUAUGGUAAUUACUGAUUAUGUAAACUCAUGUUGGUUGACUCCCUAAGUUAUUUAAUUUGUUGCAAAAGUAACAUUAAUAUAUUUUGACAACAAUCAAAUGCAUUUUUGAGCUACUUAUUUGCAUGUUGUAUGUCUGAACUAUUCUUAGCAAGGGAAAGAAAAGUUGAUUCAGUUUUAUUUUUUUAUUGUGUUCUUAUCAAUCUCAUUUUCAUCGCUGAAGUAUUUUGAAAUCAUGCCAUUUAUAAAAUUUUUCCGGUUAAGUGCUAUAAUGAAUUUUUUAAUCAACUUUCCCCCCCUUUUUGAAUUCUCAGACUGAUAAGAGAUUACAUAGUAACUCUUAUGUCAGAGGCACAAUUUUAUAGCACUUCAAAUGUUUAUAUGUUGCAAUUAUUCAUUCGCAUCUUUUCCAAGUAAUAAAACGUGAAUCUCAAUGUUUUUACUCAUUGUUGAAUAAAUCACAAAUUUAAUUUUAGUUGGAGCGAUUCCAGUUUCUUCUAUGUCAAAUGCUAAUUUGUAUGCAUGAUAGUCAAAAUUAGUUGACAAUCAUUAGUAUCAACUUUUUUUGUUAAUAAUUUAAAUAUUUCAAUGGAUAUUUAUUAUCUUCUAAAUUUAUUUUUGUAAAGUGUACCUUCCAUUUAAUGUUUAUGUAUAAUUUUGAUAUUAAGAAGAAUAACGAUGUUUUAUUCAUAUAAAUCUGAGUAUUUUUUAAUUACCGAGUUAAUGUUUUUUUAGUCUCCUUGUUGUUAUGAUUUCUGUUUCUUUAUAUGUUGCAUUUAAAUGCCCCCGAAAAGCAACCAGUUAUUGCAAAUUAAAAAAAAAAUUUUUUUGAACGUAAAUUGUCUUUUUAUCUAUUAUCAUUACGAAGAAGAUCGUAUUCUUUGUACACAUUUUGGAUUUAAUUACCGAUUAUCUUGAUUAAAUGUGAAUUGAUUGAUUUAACUUGGAUCUGAUUAAAUUUAUUAUAAAUCUUAUUUUGAUAUUAAGAUCUGAAGUUACAUGAAAACAUUUAGUUUUUCUUAUUUCCCUCUUCAAGCAAUAUUUACUAUGUUGAGAAGAAUGCGUCGAGGAUAUCUUUGUAAGUUGAGUAUUAGAAAAAAACAAUAGUGUAUGUGUUGAGCGGUGAAUUAAAGAUCUCGAAAUUAAUUUAGUUUUAUGUGAAAUAAUAAUUUUAUUUUUAAAAGUAAUUUGCAGUUUUCACGAUCUGUAAGUAUCUUUUUCAGUUACAGUAUUUAAUUUUUUACUGUGCUUUAUAUAUUAGUAAUUUAAAAUUGGGGUUUGUUUUAAGAUGUUAUAUGUAUUUUUAGUAGGGAAGUACAGUCAGUCAUAUAUAAUUCUGUAUUGCAGUAGAUAAACUAAACUUUCUUUUUGGAAAUCUGUUUUAGAGUUAUUCCAUUUUAGGCAAAAUGCAGUACUUGUUGCUUUUCAGAAAUUGCCCUUUCUUAAGUAAAAGUUUAUAUCGAUCAUGAUUUGUCUAUUUAAAUUGUAAAAUAUAGUAUACUGUAUUAUCAACUUCUUGAAUAGAAUUGAAUGCUUUAUUCAAACUUGUUUGCAUGUUUCUUCUAGUCUGCACUUAGUUUCAUUGAAUAUUAAUUCUGAUUUUUGAUGAUAAUAUACACAUUUAAUGUAUAAUUUCCCCCCCUUUUUGGUACAAAAUGGCUGUUUAAAGUGUGUAAAAUAUUUCGUAACUAUCCUAUUUCAAAUUAUCAAUUUUAAGUAUUGCUAAAAAUUUAGGGUUUUUUAAAAAUAGUUUAAUAUUUGUUUAAAUUUGAGUUUGGAAGUCCAUGAAAUGGCUUACAUACUAUUUUAUUAAAUUUUUUUUGAAAUGAUUUCAUUUGUAAUAUAAUCAAAUAUACAAUUCUCAUGGUCUUUAUGUGUCCUUGAAUUUUUUUUAUGUGGCUGAUUAUUUUUUAAUUGUAAGGCUUAGUAAUCAUGCAUAGAAAUUACCCUCAAGUUAUUAGGAAAUAUAAAUGCUAUGAAAGUUUUCUUUUUAUUCGAGAUACACAGAAUGAUUUUCAUGCAAUUACCCCCCCCCCCCCCCCGUUGAGUUUCGGAUGGUAACAGCAGUAAAUGUUAAGCAUAAUCAUUUUAUUUUGUUUGUGAGUGCUUAAAAUGUCAUUUGAAAGAAAGAAAUGCUGCUUUGAAAUUUCGAAAAUAGAGAUUAAACUGUGCUCUAAAUAUAAUGUUUCCUUUACUUUUGCUUGUUAAUUUGAGCACUGAUUUUUAGAAUUUUUUAGUAGUCAAGGAAUUGUAUUGGUGAUAUAAAAUGAACAUGAGAAAAAAUUUCAUUCCUUUAUUUAAGUCGUAAGAGAGGUUUGCCAAAUCUUUCUCUUUUUUUUUUUUAUAUUCUUAUUUUUGCAUUAAAAAUAACAGAAUCGAAAGUCCUUUUUCUACUCAAAUCGAACACUUUUUGGUGCUCUGAAUAAUUUAUAUCAAAUCAUGUCUUUAAAUUGGACUCUAACGUUGUUGCUUUUUUCUUGUGAAGUUGAUAACAGGUAAAGUAAGUUUUAAAAAAACACGUCUUUUGUAAAAUGCGGGGAAUUUUUUCCCCCUUCUAUAGUAUUGUAAAUUAUAAUACUCAAACAAACAAACAAAAAAAGCCUUGUGUUAAUGUUAUAAUACUCAAUAUUGUAAUAUUCAAACGAGGAAAAAAAAAGCCUUGUGUUCAUUUGUUAUAAUAUUCAAUAUUAUAAUACUCAAACGAGGGGGAAAAAAGCCUUGUGUUAAUUUGCCAUGUUAGCAUUUUUAAAACUUCAGAUAUUGAACUUUUGGAAACAUAGUCUAUGCCUUCACUACCCAUUUCAGAAUGUUUUUAUACUCUUGAAUAGUUGGACUUAUUUUUGUAAAUAUUUAGUUGAGAAAUGUGGGAUUUAUAUGUACAGUUCAUUGGAUUGAGGGAUUUAAUAAACGGUUGUUUCUUUAAAAAUGUCUUCCUUAUAUUUGUUGGGCCAUAAAUGUUGAAGAGCUGCAAUCAUUCGUCCAUUUUGUUCAAAAUUUCCUGUCAAAAUGUCUUUAAUUCAAGAAUAUUUUGAAGUUUUAUGUGUUAUGAAAUUGGACUGCUCCAUGUGGAUUGUACAUUUAUUUUACUAAAAUGCUAAUUUUGUAAUUUAAUAUUAGCUCGUGUUUCCAUGAUUUGUAUCAUACUGUAUUUAUUAUUAUGUAGUGCAAUAGAUUGUUACAGUUAAGUGCUUUUGUCAAAAUGCUCUUUUUUAUGAAAAUAAUUUUUGUUGUCUAAGAAAUUUUUGCAAAGCAUAUUUAAGUGCUUUUUAAACAUUUUCUUAAAAGAAAUGAAAAUUAUAUUUUGAAAUUAACGAAAUACUUCAAAUUACCUGAAGUUUAGUUUACUCUCAUUGUAAAUAUAUCUUGUGUAAGUGUAGUAUCAACUCUGAAGCUCUUACUCAAAACCUUUCUGUUUGCUGUAUAGUUUAUACAGCUCAUUGUGUUCAUUCUUUAAAUCAAAGUUGCUGAGAUAGCUGCUUAGAUAUACAAAAUCUCCCAAAAUACAUUUAUUUAUACUCUUAAGGACUUGGUAACAGGGUGGAAAUCAUCAGAGCUUAUGGUAACAGUUUAAUAUAAAGAAAUAUUUAAUAUAAAAUAGAGGAAUAACUUCAAAUUUAGUUUUUGAAGGUUUUUUUUUUUUUUAUUACCAAUUGUCCAUAAUCGUUGAACAGUUUGAGGUAUUUUGAAGAAUCGUUUUGGAAUUUGUAUAGGUUUUAAAAGCUCUUAUAGUCGCCUUAUUUCAUCUAUGUACUCCUAAUCUUUUUUUUUUUUUAAUCCUUCAAUUGGAAAUCUGGCUGUGGAGGAGUGUAUUUUGGAAAAUUCGUUUACUGUAAAAAGAACGAAGCUCAUUGCUUGUUGCAUACUAGAUGCCAAAACUACCUUUUAGUAAAAGUUAAAAAAAAAAAAAAAAUCAUUUAUAAAUUAUCAUGCUGUUGGUGUUCAGUUGGCUUUCUUAGCAGAUCAUAAUUUCUUUUUCUUUGAAACUGUUUGCACUAAAUGAUGUUGGGAGUAAUGCAGAACUUAUGAAUCCAAGUUCCGUAUUCUUUUGGAAGUAUGUAAAUAGUUACUUUGCAAACAAUAUAGCUAAAAGGAAGAUAUAAUUGCAUUUUAGAAUAUUUUUGUCGUCUUAAUGAUGAAUUUAAUUUAGUUUAAUGUUAUUAUAAUCUUAUUAUUGAUAGGGACUGUUUUGAUUUAGAUUUAGGGAAAAAUAUAUUUGUAAGGAUAUUAUAGGUUAAAGCAUGAAAAAAUGACUGCUGAGAAGUUCGGUUAACAUGUUUAAGCAUUCUGUUUUCUGUGGUCAUAAGUGCUAAAAAUAUAUUUCCGCUCUUUGAAUAAAUUUGUCUUGUGCACAUAUUUUGGAAGUACAAAGGUGUUUAGCUGUACAAGUAAAUAUUCUAUGUUUUGUUUUCAUAAAUUUAUGAUGCAGAUUUUAGUACCCCAUGGAAAUAAUUAAUUCAAUUUAUAUUUUUCAAAGUCUAGACUAGAUAUAUUUUUGAUGAAAAUACAUAAAGUAUUUAUUGUUCUGCAUCUCUGCUGUGAUAGGCCUAUAUUGUGCUUUAUUAAAAUAUAUCUUGCUCAUCUUUGAAAUUAAUGUAGAUGUUUCAAAAUAAUUCAUAUAUAAUGAAUUUUUUUGUUCAAUACUCUAUUUCAAUAUUUGUGACUGAAUUUUAUACAUAUGGAAUGUAUUUAUUGUUAUCUUGUCAAAAAUUUAAAGACAAAAAUGGAUUUUAAUGAUAUGUUUACUUUGUAUAUAUCAAAUUGUAUGUCUGUUGUAAUAAAUUUUUACUGU
Molecule: messenger RNA, 10458 nt
Organism: Argiope bruennichi
Lineage: Eukaryota; Metazoa; Arthropoda; Arachnida; Araneae; Araneidae
Gene: kibra
Product: protein kibra-like
Exons: 22
Coding region: 413-3994 (1193 amino acids)
Biological process (GO): regulation of DNA-templated transcription; negative regulation of organ growth; regulation of hippo signaling
Cellular component (GO): cytoplasm
Molecular function (GO): molecular adaptor activity; kinase binding
Source: RefSeq, a predicted model, not a curated record